GCUACACAAUAAUGUAAAUUUUUUACACCGUGGUAUGACUUUUAUUAUGAAAAUAAUUUUACUACACAGUGUUUUUUUCUUCUCCCAAGUUUGCAGUUUAUCAUAUGUAACUUUGAGAAUUAAAAAUAAUAAUUACAUUUUUUUGGGAUAAACUACAUUUCCAAGUAUUGAACCUUUAACGAAACCAAAAGUCGGGGUGGGUUUCGUUAAAUGGCAAAAACUUGAGGGGUAAAUGUCACGACCCAGGACUGAAAAGAUGGCCAGAUAGCAGAAAUUGGAGAAACAAACGGAGGUCGGGAAAAAUUAGGGUUACGGGAUCGGAGAAAGUCGGAGAAGGAGAGAUUUGAAUUUUGGAAUUCAAUGCUGAAAUUAUCCAUAAUCGUUUUACAUACCACUGAUGGCUAUUCAUAGCCCAACAUAAUAUAAAAUUAUAAUUAGUCUCUAUAUUUUCUAUUUCUUAUAAUUAAGUCUAGGGGCAUUGGCAGUAAAAAUGUAGUUUGGGUUUGGGAAUCAGAAAAACAUUGGCGUAAAAAUAAAAAAGCCCAACAGAAUUGAGCACAAAAGGGAAGGUGUAAAAUUAAAAUUUUGAUUUGUUUGGGGGUAAAAAAAGAUUCACCUUAGGAAAUUCGGAGAAGAAAACGGUGCUCGGAUGUCGGGUUCUUCUUGCGCCCAAAGCAAGCAAAUCCCUACUUAAACCGGCACAUCUGCAACACCAUCUUCUAUUUUCCGGCACCGCCGUCAACCCUAACCUAAGCCCCUUCACUCUCUCUAAUGGCUUCAUCUGAUGAAGAUUCGACUGGUCAACUCAAAGAUGAUAUCCCUGAACCCUCAACCCCUACCCCCACUAAACCCGGCGACGAGAUAGACGACGAAGAAAUCAAUGGAGUGGAAGAUGAAGACGACGGUGGGGAAGAAGACGAUGAUGAAGUUGAACCACCGCACGUCACUCGUCAGUCCCGAAUGCAGUCGGAACGGGCCAAAAUGGAGACCCUUUUCCACCGGUUAGCGAGAGAACGGGUCCCCGUCCGGGUGCACGACGUGUUGAUCAAAGGGAAUUCAAAGACUAAGGAUUACAUUAUUGAAGCCCAACUCGAAGCCCUGAAACGUGCUACCACUAUGCAAGAGUUGCUUCAAGCCGCUAGUGUGGCUAAUGCUCAGCUUCAAGGUCUUGAGAUUUUUGAUUCGGUUAAUAUAACCCUCGAUUCAGGACCCCCGGAGCUUCCUGGUACCGCUAAUGUCAUUGUCGAGGUCGUCGAGGCUAAACGGUUUUAUGGCGGAGAUUGUGGGGUUUACACUAAUGCUGAGACUAGAUCUUGGUCACUUGAAGGUUCAUUGAAGCUCAAAAAUUUGCUUGGUUAUGGUGACAUCUGGGAUGGUUCUUUGGCAUAUGGCUGGGAUCAAAGCUCGGAGAUCAGUGCUGCAUUGUAUUUGCCAAGAAAUAAGGGACUAAUGAAUCCUGUGGUAGCUCGGAUAUCUCUGCUUUCACAAGAUUGGUUGAAGUUUUCUUCUUAUAAGGAGAGAGCUUUAGGUUUUUCUCUUGGAUUGAUAUCAACAAGGAAUCAUGAUCUGUCAUACAAUCUUUCUUGGCGAACUUUGAGUGAUCCAUCACAGUUAUCUUCCAGCACAGUAAGGAGGCAGCUUGGACAUGGUUUACUCUCAGCUUUGAAGUAUACAUACAAGAUCGACCACAGGAAUUCCUCUUUUAGACCGACACAAGGAUAUGCUUUUGUUUCAACCUCUCAACUUGGUGGGCUUUAUCCAGAUUCUCGGAGCUUACGUUUUAUACGCCAGGAGUUUGAUUUUCGUUACGCGUUGCCCUUGGGGUUUUACAAUAUGGCUCUGAACUUUGGUAUCUCCAGUGGCGUUGUUUUUCCAUGGGGAAAUGGUUCCCUGAAUAGGACUUCAACUCUAACUGAGAGGUUCUUCUUGGGUGGUAACAUGUCCCCAUUUUGCACUUUGGGUGGCCCUGCAUCAGUAUUAGGUUUUAAGACGAGAGGAUUGGGACCUGCUGAGCCUAGAAGGCAAGGUGGAGAAGGUGAUGCUCCUUCAGAAAUGGAUUUUCUGGGGGGAGAUCUUGCUGUUACUGCUUUUGCAGAUCUUUCUUUUGAUCUUCCAUUGAAGAUUCUUCGAGAUGCGGGCAUCCAUGGUCAUGCAUUUGCUUCUACUGGAAGCCUGACGAGUUUUGCUGAGAAUUCCUACCGAAACUUUUCAUUCAGUAAAUUCAAAGAAUCGUUCAGAAGCUCUGUUGGAGUUGGAUUAAUUGUGCCUACUAAGCUAUUUCGCUUGGAGAUCAAUUACUGCCACAUAUUGAAGAAAAUGGAUCAUGAUCGUGGAAGGACCGGUGUGCAGUUCAGCUUCUCUUCACCAUCAUAGAACCUGACUUAAUUUUUGAUUUCUUGAUUGAAUUUUGAGAUUUAUCGAGGAACACAAGGUUACACCCAGGAUUUAUUUUGCGGCUACAUUGUUUACUGCCCAGCCUUUUGUACGCUUAAUAUUGGUGAAACUGUAAUCUAGAUGCAGUAAUGCUGUCAUUUUCAGCUAGAAUGAUAUUGACUCUUAAAAAUAGCUGGCAAAUAAAUGGAGUUGAACAGGCAGUGGAGAUGUGUGGAACUUAUGGGGGUUUUUCUUUCCUAAUCCUUUAGUAGUUUGUAGCCAAAAUGACACUGAAUUGCCUGCCUACCGAGCUGCUGAAUGCCAUAAGCUGGCAAUUUACAGUCCACUAACGUUUGCAAUUCAGAGAAAGGUCAGUUAUGGAUGAUUUAAAAGCCAUCUGGAUUUUUCUUAGGGGUGAAUUCCUGUGCCAUAUAGUUGUAGAGAGCGUGUUUGUGUCUUUUCAUGUGUCUCACUUAUUCUGCACAUAGAAACAUCUCGCCAAAUGGAAUUAGUCUUUCUCAUAUAUGUCACAUCCGUCACUGAGAAAUUUUUGGGAAUAGAUGGAGUAUAUAUGUCAUUAUUGUUUGGGAGGGGAUGAGUAGGAUUGAUGUACUAAGAAGACAGACUGAAUAAGUCAACAAUGAAUUGGGUUUUUGUGACGAGAUUGGGGACCGUUGUCAUUCUGGAGAAGAUUACUUGUGGAAUGAAAUAAAGAAUUACUAGUAGUAGUAGUAGCAGCAGCAGCACUGCAGUAUAAUCUCAAAAAGAAUUUGUCGUUUUUGGUAGUUAGGAUGACUAGGCAUUCGACGUACAAAAACAAACAAUUUAAAAAUAUAUAGGGAUGCUGCAUGUUAGUAAAAAUAUAAAUUAGAGUCCAGAGAGGAGAAGUAGCAGAUAUACUGACCACGGGCAACCCGUGGAAUCUGUGGCUUACUUAAGGAGGCAUCUUAUGCAAUGUAUUACUAGUAUAUAUUUAUUUUAAUGAAUAUUUGGUGACUUUGGG
Molecule: messenger RNA, 3376 nt
Organism: Oldenlandia corymbosa var. corymbosa
Lineage: Eukaryota; Viridiplantae; Streptophyta; Magnoliopsida; Gentianales; Rubiaceae
Source: the annotation of a GenBank genome assembly